This is a messenger RNA of Ahaetulla prasina, 9261 nucleotides long. It is a transcript of the gene PRRT2, whose product is annotated as proline rich transmembrane protein 2. The coding region runs from base 1039 to 1770 and encodes 243 amino acids. The transcript is spliced from 4 exons. The record is from RefSeq and is a predicted model, not a curated record. Lineage: Eukaryota; Metazoa; Chordata; Lepidosauria; Squamata; Colubridae. Gene Ontology annotation, cellular component: membrane.
CUGUGUCUCAGCAGCAAAAGAUUUUAGUAAAACAAUUGAAGGGAAAAAUCCUCACUUGUGUCUAUUUAUUGUCAGAUUAUUUCAGUAUCACUUGUGGGGGGGGAAGUAUCCCAGUUUCUGGCUCCUCUUGCAUCUCCUUUUAUCAUUCUAUUAUUUGGGGACCUUUCAUAUCUAUUUAAAAUGUGUAAUGGAUCAAACAUCAGGUUGCAUAUUUCCAUUCUGAGUUCCUAAACCACUUCCUUGUUUUUUCCAAUUACUCAUGGGACUGCUUUCUGGGUCAUGGCUUAGUGGGUAUAGCCUUCUUCAUAGGAGAAAGAGCAAUUCUGAAUGUUUUGGAGCCAAAAAUCAUAGUGUGAUGCAGUUGCUGUGCUCUGGCAAGCCAUUAAAUGCUGCACUGGAGCUCCGCUGUGGUUAGAGUUAAUUUGUGGGCUCUUUUCGUCCUCCCUCCUGCAGCAGCCUGGGCAGCUUAUAAAUAAUUGAUGAAAAACUGGAACCAAGAGAUUUUAUAUAAUUUUCUCCUGAGGAAGCAGGAUUCCCCGAAAACAUUUUCUGCAUCAAACUCCCGCAUCAGCUUGCUGAGCUCAUUUGGAUCCAAAACAUAAUUUGCCAGUUUUCUCCCAUCUUUCUUAGGCUGAUAUCUCAGUUUGGCACCCUUGGUGGGACUUUCAGUUCUUUCUAAUUUGGUCAGGUUUUGAUUUGCACUGGGCAGUCUCAGAGGAAAUUGUGUCAAUUGUUCUGGGACUCUAGUUCUUCCAUACUCUGCACUUGUAGCUUGUCAAUGUGAAGUUUUUGGCAAGGAAACACAGAUGGGAAAAAUAUCCGGGAAUAUAUGGGACUUUCCAGCAACAGCACCAUCUCUGCUAAUCUCUUGCCCCUGCCAGAUCAGCUGAUUCUUCAUAAAACUCAAACCACAACUACUCCCCCCACAGCUUGCAUUGGAGAAGCAGGGUCGAUGAGACCAUUUGACGCGCACCAGUGCAAAGGGAGGGGAAGGGGCGUCCUUGCAGACAAAGCUGCCGACCCAGAUCCUUGCCUGUCAUGUCAGACGAUGUUGAGAAGAACGAGGCUCCUCCAGAGCCAGAGGCAAAGCAGGAUGAAGGAGAGAAGCAACAGCAAGAGCUGGAGCCAAAAGCUGAGCCAGAGCCAAAGCAGGAACAGCAACCACAGCUGGAAUCCCCAUCUCGUAGCCCCCCAGCACCAGAGGCCCCUCCGUCAUCCAUGCUGGUGACCGUCACCAUUGAAGAGGAGACUGUGGGGGGACCACAACUGAAUGGGGAUCCUUUGGGGAUGAGGGCCGGCUCAGCUGAGGAAUUAGGAACCACCCCAGGCCCUCCUGGCAGCCCCCCGGCACGGUCCAAGUCGGCAUCGCUGAAUGACCUGAAGCCCCAGAACAGCGUCAAUGGAGGCCCGCGGGCAGUUGUGAGGGGAAGUUUGUCCGGCUCUCAGGUGCAUCUUGCGGGCACAGCAGCAUCUCCGCGGGCCAGUCUGAGUCGGCAGGCCUCAGCAACCGGAUCGGCAGCUGGGGAGGCUGGGGCGAAACCCAGAGACUACAUAUUCAUUGCUGCUCUGUCCUGUUUUUGCCCCAUCUGGCCGAUCAACAUUGUGGCCUUCGUGUACUCUGUCAUGUCCCGUAACAGCUUCCAGCAGGGAGACAUCGAUGGGGCUCGGCGCUUGGGGCGGGUAGCAAAGCUGCUGAGUGUCGUAGCCCUGGUCGGGGGCUUGCUCAUCAUUGUGGCCUCUUGUGCCAUCAAUUUUGGAGUGUUUCAGUGAAGGUAGCUUUUGGCUGCCACUGCACCCCUAGCCCCAAAAUUUCCAUCUUUGGAGCAGGGGACCAGUAUGACUACAGUGCACCUAUCCUUUUUCAUCUCAUCUGCCCCCCUGCAUCCCAGAACCAUACAAAGAAAGAGCACAAGGAUGGAAACGAUAGAAAGAAAGAGAGAGAGGGAGGGAGGAAGAGAAGACAAAGGAAUACAAAUGAAAGAAAACCGAAGAAACAGCUUGCGUUGUGGUUAAACAUUUCCACUCUCACUGUAGGGAGUUCAGUUCCCCCAAAGAAACUGGAACCAACCGCCCCUUUCCAUCCGAUGGAGAAAGAAGGAAAAAGGAGGAGCAGGAUUCCCAUAUUCUCUCCCACAGUCUCCCUCUUUCUCUCUCAUUUUCUUUUCAUCCAUCCAGCCAUCUCUUCGACCGGUGACCUGUCUGCCCAUCUUCCAUCUACUGCCAAAUUUCAACAGCAAAUAAAACUCUUUCAAUCUUCCAUGUUUACAAUGUUCUCUACUGGAGAAAAGCUCUUCCCCUCCCCCCCCCCACAACCCUAUGAAGACAGUGGGGGAGCAUGUUUACACAUUUUUGCUGGGAACAAAGGAAAAGAACCAGCCUAGGAAAAGAGGAAAAUGUGAUCUCUCCCCUGUGGUGUUUACAAAAGACAAUGGACAGGGCUGAGAAGAAGUGGACUGAGAGCCAUGAAUUGGUUUAGAAACUGGCAAUGAUGGAAUGACUUAGAGCAACUUACCAUGACUCCAAAGGUGUGGUAUCUAGGUGGAGUAUAACUCAAAUAGGUGUGGUUACACACCAAUAAGACAUCCAGAAAGGCUUGUAUAACCAAACAUACCACCCCGCCAAUCAACUGGAAAAGAAAUGACAAUGGAGUGGGUGAAAUUAGCUGAAGGAAUGAAUUAAAUUCAACAGCUUGAAUCACAAGAAGGUAAGAAAUGUAUGGUUGGAAACGGUUGUGAAGAUGAAAAAAAAAAAAGGGAGGGGGAACCCUACAGAGGCUACAUGCAAAAGAAGGAGGUGAUUGGAGAAUGAGCUCUACGGAGGAAAAUGUUACAGAUCCAACAAACCAGAAUGAAAUGACAGGAAAAGAAGUUGGAAGAAAGGCAACAGAGCUACUAGGAGGACAUGAAAUACCUGUUUUCGGAAUCCUAAAGAAGAAAGUGAGAUUGCAAUGCUUAAAAUGAGAAUGUUGGAAUGAAUGAAAGAAAGGUUGUAAUAGAAAUAAGGAAAGGGGUGUAUGUGUUAGCCAACAUCCCAUUCUAAAGUUGAAAGCAUGAAACAAAGACCAACAUAUUUUCCCUUUUUAAAGAACCAUCAGCAGGCAGAAAAACAGGAUUGCAAAGCAUGAAUGUGUGCAGCAUCUUUUGAUUGGUGGAUCGACGUAUUUGACUCAGUGACAGGCUGUGGGAACUGAUGAAUUUUGGCGAAACACUAUUUAGAAAAACCCAAAGUAUUUAGCAAACAUGAGAGACAGCUGGGGCAUGAACGUGGCAGGAAUUCAGGGUGGCCGUAGGAUGAGUUGGGGAACAUGCCAAGAAAUUGUGGGGAAAGACAAUUCCAAGAUAUUAUGCUACCUGAAACAAAUGAUAAAAUAUAUCUUUAUGUGCAAAGACAGAUUUAAGUAUCCCCUUGUACUUGAGGAAGGAAGAGUAACUUAAAGAGGACAGGAUAAGCUGCACAGCAUUCAUGGUUUGGUUUCCAGCAUAGUUUACAGUGCACAGUGACUGUUAACCUUUUAAACUCUUGUGAAGCAUUUGCCAUCAAAAGGCAAUUGUAUUAUAAAUGUUAAGUCUUCACUGUGAGGGUUGCUAACAGGAUACCUUUCAUAUAUCUAAGUCCAGACUUACCACAAUUCCCACCCAGAGGCCAUCUCCACACUGUUUGGGCAUUAUGGGAGUUGUGGUCAAAAAUAUCUGGAGGAGUCCCAUUAAGGAAACUGAAGUUCAACAUGUCUUCCUGUUCAAUCUUCUCCUUUGGAUCAGAAAAGAGAUUGUGAAUUUCUUUGCUCAGGUGCUUCCAAAGGCAGAAAAGGCAGAGAGAGUAUGCACACACUCUCCCUCACACACAACAGAGGAGUAACUGUGCCAUAUCUCUCCACCCUAACUACAGAGAAUGAAAACCCUCAGUGUUGUGAGGAUCAGAACUGAAGCAGGAAGGUGUGUGAGAACCAUGCAGUGAAGCAUGAGUGUGAAUAGGUAUCUGCAGGAAUAACAAUGUAAUAGAGAGGAAUAUAUGCUUCCACCCUGUAUAUAUUACAUUAUUAGUUCUUUGUUGGACAAAGGAAGCUUCUAAUUCUAAUCUGCAGUCAGAACUGUGCUAUUAAAAACAAAACAGAGCACCCCUGUUAUUGGGAGUGUAUAGAUCCUAGUCAACAUUAUCCACAGUGUAAGAGUCAAAUCAAGAAGAAAUGGGGUAAUACCAUCUAGUUACUAACAAAGAAACAAGACAUUCUCUAAGGAGGAGGGAGAAGGAAAAAACCCAGGACAGAUGAAAACUUGCAUGAGAUUCAAUUCAAAAACCAGGACAGGGGAACACCUCUAUCCCCGGAUUAGGAAAGGACGCUGGGAUGAUACAGACCCCUCUUUGGAUAGUGAAAAGAUCACACCAAGUCAGAGAGGGAGGCACAUCUGCCCAGUGUACUCACCAGAUAUGACGCAGCUGCACAGGGAGAGAAGGGUUGAAUGAAGAUGCUUCGCUGAGAAAUGUAUUCUUGAGCGGCCAUAUGCUCCAUGCAAGCCAGAAAGAAAGACAUCUUGAAAAGGCUUAGAUAGACAACCAAGUAUGUGGUUGAUCAGAACCUGCUUGGGGGCGGGAUGGGGAUGUCAGGGGGGAGAACAGGGAGAGGCAAGGACACCAGCAAAGAAGUUGUGUGUAGCAGACACUAAAUUUACACCCAGCACAAUGUGACUUUUAUUUCUUUACUUCUUUUUCUUUUUUGGCUUUGGUUUUCCUGCAGACUGUUACACAAAGGGGAUGGGUUGGGUUGGGUGGGGAUACCGGCAGCCUCAUGGCAGCCUCCUUUACAAUUUAUACUUGGGAGAGAGCAUGGGGCAUUAUUUAAGGGGUAGGAGGUUCUGAAACUCCUUCCACUAUUAAUCCCACCUGCACGAUGUAUGAGCCUCUGGCCCUGUGCCAACCAUCCUGCCCAAUUAAAACAAGUAAAACCAAAAUGGCCCAUUUCUCGAUGGAUGCAUGAUGCAGCUGGAAGGUCAGUUUUGGUAGAAGGAGUCUUCUCCGCAGCCUUGGGGACCGUUAAUCUCUAGGAGGCAGAAGAGGAUGGCUGGCAGGGUGGGGCCCUGGGUUGUUGUAUUUUGAUGUUGAAAUGCAAGUAUUCUGUCUGCAUGUUUUUAUAUGCUUAUAUUUGGGGCAGGGAGGGAAAUCAGGAACUUGGAAAGGAAGAGAGAGAGAGAGAGAUGUUAGAGCAGUGAAUUUCUCAAGCCUGACAACUUUAAGACAUGUGGACUUCAACUCCCAGAAUUCUGUGUUAGGGACUGAGAUUUAAGAUAAGAUCAUAGCAUUCAAACAUGGAUCGAUUUGGGGAACUGGCAAUUAAUGGGGUUGGUUGGUGAUUCGGAGUCACUCAGAAUGGAAACAGGUUUAUCUGAUAGGGAUGGAGCUGUGGGUACCAGUAGUGAUGAUGGGUAGGGAAAGGACCGGAUGUAUUCAAGAAAUUUAGAUUUCACACAGUCAUGGAUCUAAAUUUCAUAGAAAUAGGACAGAUUCGAGCUCAGAAUAGACCAGCCACAAUGGAAGAAUCUGAGAACCAACAACUGUCAGUAAACUGGGCUUUGAUGAGCCAAAUCCUGUCAACUAAAGAGGUUAUUUCAACUUCUGGUUGCCAAGAAGGGGAAUGAAAUAACCAAUUCCUCAUUUGGAACCGAAAGUCAGUCCCCAGAUCCUAGAUGUCUUACUCAAAAUGACUUGCUAGUUGACUUACAUCUUAAUCUUAAAUCCAGAGAUAUGAGGCCAAAACACUAUUUGAAGGACAACUUUGUCUAUGAAGAUUGUCAUUCAUCCAGGUCAUGAUUGUCCCAAAGGUGCUUUUUUUCAAGAGGCAACUGGACUUUCUGGUUUUUCUUUGAAGAUGUUUCGCUUCUCAUCCAGAAGCUUCUUCAGCUCUGACUGGAUUUCCCAUUCACCACCAUCCAGUCAGAGCUGUAGAAACAUCUUGGAUAAGAAGCGAAACCAAUGGUGGUAUUCAGCUGGUUCUAUCUGUUUGGGCGAACCAGUAGCGGCAGUUGUGGGAGGCUCCGUCCACCCGCCUGGACAUCAUCAUGUCCUGUUUUUGAUACUCUGCAAAUGUGCAGAAGGUCCUGCGCAUGUGCAGAGGUGUCGCGAGUGAAGCAAGCACGCAUGCUCACAUUUGCAAACCGGUUAGCGAAGGUAAGUCAAUAUCACCCCUGAGUGAAACGUCUCCAAAGAAAAACCAGAAUGCCCAAUUGCCUCUUGAAAAAAGCAACUUUGAAACAAGGGCGACUUUGAUUGUUAACUACCUGUCCUCCCAUCUCUCUGUUAAAAGAAAAGUGGUCCUUGAUCGUAUCCAUUUAAACAGCUACAAGGACAGUCUUGGUAGAGAGAAAACGUGUAUUACUGAAGUGUGUUACAAGUAGAAUUUGGGAUAAGAGGUAAAGAAAGAGAUGCUUGAGCAGAGGGUUGGACUAGAAGACCUCCAAGGUCCCUUCCAACUCUGUUUAUUCUAUUAAGAGUACUGUGGGAAAAGAUGGUACAAAAAUAGAACCUAGACUGAAGGAAAGGCUAGUUUGUCAGGGGUUUUGUUUACACAUAUAAGUUAUUGAAUGAAAAUCACAUAACCUAUAUCUUUGACAUGCUGCUUGAUAGAUGUUUUCAUAUUGGGGUGGGCAACGUUUUGGAUGCUAACCGAUAAAACUUUGCUUUAAUAUACUAUUUGGGGAGGAAAAUUAGGUGUUUUUUUAUGGGGAAAGAACAGGGGAGACUUCAUUUUUUAUUCCUUCCUCCCCACUCCCCACCAAAGUGUAAGAUGUAAAUUAAUUUCCUGCUUUGUGGAGUAUUCAUUGUGCUUCUGAUGGUGCAAAGUUGAGGGGCCAAAGCAGAAUACCUUAUCCAUUUCGUCCUCUCUCUUCCUGGGUAUAUGUGGAUAAUGAGUUCCUGUCUAUGAGAAUCAAAUCAUGUCAUUAUUCUAAAACACAGCCCAGUUUGUUAUUUAAACCUAGUCUUCCCAAACUGGUAUCUCCAUAGAGGUGCUCAACUACUCAUCUCAUCAACUCAAGACAAGAGACUUAAGAAUUGAAUGCCCAACACAUUUGGAUGUCAUCAAGUUAGAAAAAGCUGAGCUCUAAGCUGCUCAUCAAAUAUAGUUAUGAGCUAAAACCUGAUUAUAAAUAGGUUUAAUUAUAAUUUUGUAAAAGAUGAUGCUGUUUAUUUCCUUACAUGUCCCGUUUGUUCUUUUUGACAUGAUUUGUUCUUGUCAAUUAAAAGGAUUCCAAUCAAAACAGGGAAGGGAUAAAUUGGUCUUGAAUCUGGGGUCAAUCAACUCUCUUGGUUAGAUUCAGAAUUCUGUUCCUUUUGCGGGUUGGGUGGGCUCACAAAAUAUUAUAAAUCUUAGUACCACUUUGUAUAAAGGUAGUGGGUGGGUGGGAGACUGGACAUGAUCAAAUUAUAAACUGCUACAGACUUUUUUGUAUCAAUGCAUGAAUCGAGUAAAUAAACUCAGAUGCAUGAAGUGGUGUCAAGUGAUUCUUCUGAGAAAAUUGGGGGAUGUCCAAGACGUGAUGUCACCAGCCUGUGUAAAUUCACAGCCUUUUAAAAUCCACAAUGAAAAUGAAAAAGAAUGAAAAUUCUUGUUAAAGCAGGUGUGUUUAUUUCUCACAUUGUUCUGUUUCUAUGAGUCAUAGCCAGUAAUUACAUAGCCUCGGGUACUGACAAUUUUGGCUUCUACAUCACCCAGAUAUUUUCAGAUGGAUGGCUGGAAUUACUGGAGCAGAAACUUUAAAUAAGACCCCAGGAGAAACAUGCAGCCCUCAGCAAUUAUAAUGCAACUAACAGAUGCAGCCAGAGAUUCAGAAAACAUUGUCCUCACGAGCCAAUCUCUCAAUGCAAACAAACACAGAACAUAAAACAAUAUAUGGGACAAAAAAAUGGAAGUCUGGUAUAGAAUUUUGGAAAUUGGAAACAGCACCAGCCACAUUACAAAAUGAUGGACACAGUAGUCACAAACCAAUAAUUUAGCAGAGGAUAAAUUAAGCACAUCGCUGAAAUUUCAAUGGCAGAACUGCAAAUAAAUAUAUUAACUUGGUCUUUUGCAGUAUCCAACUUCCUAUUUUUUAAAAAAAUAACUUAAAUAGCUUCCUAUUUAUUUAUUUAUUUAUUAAAAGAGUAUUCUAAAAAGUUGAGCAAGGCAAGGAGUUGAUGGAUCUUAAGGGAGCUAUCUGGCAGGUCUGUUGACCAAUUAUCACAUUGCCCAACCCUAGUUACCAUUAGGCAUGACUGCAUUGUGUUUGUAUACACAUCUUAGAUCAAGGGUGCUUAGAUCUGGCCCAUGGGGCUGCUUUGGAAACAGCAAAGGACUGGCCCACAGUGCCUCUGCCAGCAAAAAUGGAGCUCAGGAGCCCAUUUUCGCUGGCAGAGGGUCUCAGGAGGCCAUCGCAAGCGAAAAAAGAGCUUGGGAGCCCUUUUUUGCUGGCACAGGGAUGCAGGAGGCUGUGGCAGGCAAAAACCGAGUUUGGGAGCCCUUCUUCACUGUGGUGGCACUCACUGUGGUGGUUCAUUGUGGUCAGGCCACCACAGGCACCCGACACGAGUGACAUUGAGCUGGCCACACCCUUCCCAGACCUCUAGAGGUCAAACAAAACCCUGAUGUGGCCUCAAUGAAAUAGAGUUUGACACCCAUCUUAGAUUAUUGGGUAUGCUUUAAUGGAUCUUUAGGUCCAUCCCAGUAAGUGCCUAUACAGAACAUUAUCCUAUAAGAGAGGAAUUAAUCUUUAAUGCAGGUUUGAGCAGGUUUUCUGUGUAUCGGUGUGAGCUUUAAUGUUCACAGAUCCUCGAAUGAUUACCGUGUUGAAAAACUAAGAUGAUCAAAAUUUCAAGAGAUUUUUAGUCAUUUCUUUUAUAUUUUGGGGCAUCUGUGACAUGACAGGAAAAAAAAAUUGCUGAUCAGUGCUUAAAAGUGUUCUAAAUAUUCUAUAUAAAAGUUAGCAACUGAGCUAGGAAGGCCUUUAUCUCUUCAAAUGCAGUCCUUUUAUGCCCUUUCAUGAUAGGAAAACAAAACGGCAUGUAACCAUUUGAAUUUAAUUUCUGCAGCCUCUUGGGAACGGAAAAGGUGUCUUGGCAAGAUUUGGGUCUUGGCAGAAUAACAGACUACCUCUUUUAUCUUCAUUCUACUUCCUCCCUUAGGUCUUGUUGACAAAGAGGCUUAAUCUGCAAACAUCAGCCUAUUUUAUGGCUCCUCUGAUUUACGAAUGUUGGCUUCUCCUAUACUGAACACAUUUAUUCUUCCUCCUUGACCAG